AUGACACCAACAAAAAUUAGUAUAGACGAAAAAAAUGAAAUUAUACGCAUAAAUUUUUACUUCUUUCUUUCUUUCUUUUUUUCUUUCUUUUUUACUUUCUUUCUUUUAUACGCCUUUCUUUCUUUUUUCUUCUUUCUUCUAUUUUUUACUUCCUACUUUCUUUUUACUUUUUACUUUUUUUACAUUUUUUCUUUCUUUCUUUCUCUUUUACUUCUUUCUUUCUUCUUUCUUUCUUUUUUACUUAUUUCUUUCUUCUUUCUUUCAUUUUUACUUUCUUCUUUCUUUCUUUUUAAUUUUUUCUUUCUUUCUUUUUUACUUCUUUCUUUCAUUAAGUCUUUCUUUCAUUAUGUACUUUCUUUUUUACUUUCUUUUUUUCUUUCUUUUUUUAUUUUUUCUUUCUUUUUCUUUUUACUUCUUUCUUUUUUUCUUUCUUUUUUAUUUUUUCUUUCUUUUUCUUUUUACUUCUUUCUUUCUUUUUUUUACUUUCUUUUUUUUUCUUUUUUAUACACAAGAACACAUAUCCGUAAAAAAGACAAUAAAUAUUACCUCUCUAAUACAUGUUUCAUUAAAGAUUUUGUUUUUUUAUUGUAUUUCUUGUUAACGAACGGGCUAUUUCAUAAUUGGAAUUAG
This is a messenger RNA of Acanthosepion pharaonis, 630 nucleotides long. Lineage: Eukaryota; Metazoa; Mollusca; Cephalopoda; Sepiida; Sepiidae. The record is from the annotation of a GenBank genome assembly.